AUGGAGGAAGAGUUAAAAUGCCCCGUGUGCGGUUCCCUCUUCAAGGACCCCAUCCUCCUGCCGUGCUCCCACAAUGUCUGCCUGGCCUGCGCUCGGAACAUCACCGUGCAGACCCCGGAGGGGGAGAACCCGGUGCAGAGCCGAGCCUCGGGCAGCUCUGACUACGACUACCUGGACAUGGACAAGAUGAGCCUGUACAGCGAGACGGACAGCGGCUACGGCUCCUACACGCCGUGCCAGCUCAAGUCUCCCAACGGGGUGCGGGUGUUUCCGCCGGCCAACCACCACCGGCACUGCUCCCUCACCUGCCCGCUGUGCCACCGGAGCGUCUCCCUGGAUGAGCGGGGGCUCCGGGGUUUCCCUCGGAACCGGCUGCUCGAGGCCAUCGUGACGCGGUACCAGCAGAACCGCCGCUCUUCCGCCACCUCUUCCUCUUCGUCUUCCACGGUGGUGAAGUGCCAGCUGUGCGACCGCAACCCGGCGGACGCGACGGUCAUGUGCGAGCAGUGCGACGUCUACUACUGUAACGCCUGCCAGCAGCGGUGCCACCCGUCCCGCGGUCCGCUCGCCAAGCACCGCCUGGUGCCGCCGCCGAACCGAGCGGCGGGAGGCGGCGCGGCGAGCGGAGGAGGCGGCAGCGGCAGCGGCGGUCAGCUGCCGCCCGCAACCGCGCGGAAACCGGCGACCUGCGUGGACCACGAAGCGGAGAACUUCAGCAUGUACUGCUACAGCUGCAAAGCUCCGGUGUGCAUGAAGUGUCUGGAGGAGGGAAGACACGCAAAGCACGACGUCAAGACGCUGCCCAUGAUGUGGAAACAACACAAGUGCCAGAUCUCCCAGGCCCUGAACGGGGUCUCCGACAAAGCUAAAGAUGCCAAGGAGUUCCUGAUCCAACUCAAGAACAUGCUGCAGCAGAUACAGGAGAACGGCGUGGAGUUUGAAGCUUGCCUCGUGGCCCAGUGCGACUCUCUGAUCGAGGCGCUGACCAGACAGAAAGCCAAACUGCUCACCAAAGUCACCAAGGAGAAGGACUACAAGCUGAAGGUGGUGCGUGACCAGAUGACCCACUGCACCAUGAAGCUCCGCCAGACCACCGGCAUGAUGGAGUUCUGCCUGGAAGUCCUCAAGGAGAACGAUCCCAGUGGAUUCCUCCAGAUCUCAGAUGCUCUGAUCAAGAGGGUCAUAUCAUCUCAGGACCAGUGGGUGAAGGGGGCCCUGGAGCCAAAAGUAGGCCCUGAGUUUGACCUCACCCUCGGCACCGACUCGCUGCUCCAAACCAUCCUGCAGCUGGACUUCUACCAGGGCAAAGUGGAGCCUGGAACCUCGGUGCCGGCGGCUCCUCUCCUGCAGCUGGAGAAGUGCUGCACCAGGAACAACAGCGCCACCUUGGCCUGGAGGGUCACUGCGCCCUCUGUCAGCGCCAUCGAGGGCUACAUCCUGGAGCUGGACGACGGCAACGGAGGACAGUACCGGGAGGUGUAUGUGGGGAAUGAGACAGUGUGUACUGUGGACGGCCUUCACUUCAACAGCUCCUACAAUGCCAGGGUGAAAGCCUACAAUGCUGUCGGUGUGGGGCCGUACAGCAAGACGGUGGUGCUCAAGACCUCUGAUGUGGCCUGGUUCUCCUUCGACCCCUCCACAGCUCAUCGGGACAUCGUCCUGACCAAUGAAAACCAGACGGUGACCUGCAGCAGCUACGACGACCGCGUGGUGCUGGGAACCGCCGCUUUCUCCAAAGGCAUCCACUACUGGGAGGUCCGCAUCGAUCGCUAUGACAACCACCCGGACCCUGCGUUUGGCGUGGCGAGGAUCAACACCAUGAAAGACAUGAUGCUGGGGAAAGACGACAAGGCGUGGGCCAUGUACGUGGACAACAACCGCUCCUGGUUCAUGCACAACAACUCCCACACCAACAGGGCGGAGGGAGGAAUCGCCAAGGGCUCGACGGUUGGCGUCCUGCUGGAUCUGACCAAACGCACACUGACUUUCUUCAUCAACAAGGAGCAGCAUGGACCGACCUCCUUCGAGAACCUGGAAGGGGUCUUCGUACCCGCCGUCAGCCUCAACCGAAACGUGCAGGCGACCUUACUGACGGGCCUGGAGUGGCCGAAGACCGGCAACCAGUAGGGGAUCCUCCCUCGGAGCCAACGAUGUCACACGCAGUCCGCGGCCACGUGGGCCGCUCCCGGGAACGUCCGAUCCCCCAUUCUCAUCGAGGUGUUCCAUGUGAGACCCCGCUCCAUCAUUUCGGCGACGAAGGAAUACAAUCUGGAUUAUUGGAUUGCCAUACUUUUUUUUUUUACAUCUCAGUUUUUACUCCAAGAUCAAACAUCACUCUCUCACUUUGACAGAACCCACGGGGGACGACGCCCAAACUCCAGUGCCACAAUGUCGUACUUUGAAGUUUCUCAAAGCUUUAUGAUUCAAUGUAAGAUGUACCUUCAGAAAAUAGCAUCACAAUCAGUUUCCAGGGCAACCGGGUGCUUCUCGUUGCUCGGCUUCUCUCUCAGGCGCCGUCGAGGAAUCCACUGGAUGAAGAGAGUCUCUCGGAGGAGUCGUCGUGUACUUUAGGAAUUUAGUUUCUGGAAGUGUUAUUCACCACUCAGAGUCUAGAAUAAAAGAGACUCACCAGAGACCAGAUGACGAGAGCAGAAUACUCUCCUGCAUCAUUUUGCCACCGAAAGAGAUUUGAGGAACAGUUCUUUAUUUUUGGAGGCACACUUGUUUCAUGAUAUUAUUGUGUGAGGAUUAAACAAAUGCGAUAUAACAUACGAUGUAGUUAUAUUCAGAUGAGCUGGCUAGUGGAUUUCCUUCAGUCAGAGCACUCUGAUUGGCUGCUGGAUGUAGUUUCAUAUGUAUAUCUGUAUCCUUCUUCUCAUCUAAUAAGUGUUUCAAAAAAUGCCUAACGAUUGACACGGAUACGGACAUAUUUGGCUUUUUUUCCCUAAACUUUGGGAUCUCCACUGAAAUUGAACAUGAAGUUCUGUGAAUGAAUUUUAACUGAGCGGCACAAGCUUGUAAGGACUAAACCUUUAGAGGUUAAAAUAUGCCUGCAGCAUUUCAAACCAUUUAAAGGAUCGUGUUAAUUUGGUUACCAAAACUACAAAAUCCACCUCCAACUGUACCUUGUGUUCCAUUAGCGAGGAUGGUUAACGGCCGACAGGAGCGUUUCCCCUGCAGCCUCCCCCGGCCUCCGUUUUCACCCGGACUCAAGAGGACAUUAAUUCACCUCGAGGGAUGAAUGUCAGAGAGAACGCUGACAUUCAAAUAGAGCUGAGCCACACCUCACUUUCUAUUCAUUUGAAUUUGAACAAGACCAACAGCUACUAUAAUAUAUCAAAAGUCGAGGAGGAAAGUGGUUGUCGCAUCGGUACUUUUCAUUCUGUGCUCAUCUCUCAGUCUCUCAGUAGAAUCUCUUUCAGGCCUCUUUAAUCGGUGGAUGAAAAUGCUCUUGAGAAGUCACAUCAGGGGGAUCUUCGCUCCGGAUCGAGCCCAGACCACUGUGACCGGAUUCAACAUACAGUAUAGCCGUGUGUUUUUCACGACCAAUGCAGUGGAUAUCUGGAUAUCGCUUCAUCAGGAUAUCUGAAACAUUUCUCUUCCCUAUAAUGUUGUGUGUGUGUGAGACGUUAUUCGACACACCUGCCAUACAAAGAUUGGGUUUAUGUGUGAAUGGGAAACGACAAACAAAUGUAAAUAUGCGAGUUAUGACUAUAAUAUGAGAUAUUAAGCAUGGAUUAAGCGUCAAACAAGUUUACAAAAUAUCAGGAGCUGUGAUGUGAAGUGCGCUGAGUCUUUAAAAUGAGUGAUGUUGAAGCCAACUGCCCCCUGCUGGCGGACGGUGGCAACAACCGGAGUCAUGAACUUAUCCUGUAGUUUCAUAACCCGACUGUGAUUUCAUACCUUUAAUCGCUGACUUUUUAAACAGUCAGCUAUAGUUUUGCCAGUUUUACAGCUCGUCUUAUAACUUAUAUCGUCAACUAUCUCAAACAUCUGAUCAGGGACAUAGAAUAGCAGAGUCAUUUAUAUGUUUCCAAGUUAUUUUUAAGAUUAGUUUACAUAUUAUUAUGAUUGCAGGCAGCAAUUACAUGUCGCUUAACACACUUGAUUUCUUUUACAUUCUCAGUUCAACACACAUUUAAAUAUGCCAGUUGGCUGAACAGUAAAUAUCAAUUAAAGAAAGCAUUUCUUACUGGAAUUAAUCUAUUCUAUAUGUCUAUUUUCAAUGCCACAGAAACACGAUACACAUGUGUUGGCCUGUAUCUUUGUUUUGAAGAAUGUAUUUAAUUGAAGAGCAUCAGAGUAGUAUAAUAAGGUUAUAUAUUUGAAUCUGUGUUCAUUUUGAUGUCCUGUAGAUAUGAUGUAAGAAAUACGACUGAAGAACAAUAAUGGAGCCUUUUUGAAGAGAUGGGGAUGGGAUGAUGUAUUUAUAUAUGAAUCAAAGAUGCACCUGAUGUUGCAUUCAAACCAUGUGGGAAAGAUUGUUUUCACGUUGAUAUUUUUACAACAGUGGAUAAAAUGCGUCGUGAUGGACCCAGAUAGUUAUUCCCAGACUCUGUAGUUCUCAUCUUUACGGAGCUUUAGUUGAUUGCUUUGGCUUUCUUUAACUUGACUCUUCACUCAACUCCUCAGCGCAUUGUGUUUGGCUGCCAAAAACAACAACAAACACGACCCAGGCAGACACGGUUCAGGACUAUCUGGUGAAGCAUUUAGAAGCUCAAGAGUCAAACAUUUCCCGACGGUGUUGGUAGAGAUUAAAGAAUAGAGCGAAAAGGGAGAUAUUGUUGCUACAUGUGUGUGUUGGCCAAAAACACAGCUCCAUAUGAACUACAACGUUGCUGCUCAUACGUUUACCCCGUGGACUUACAGCUGAUGUUAUUGUCGCCACACCUUUGUUUCUGAUGCCCCCAAAGUGGUCAAGAGAGCACUUAUUGCAGGUUUUAAUCCAGACAAUAAAAUCCAUGUGAAAAUCAUUUUUAUUUGAAUGUAAAUUGGCAUUAUGAACAUGGUCUAACGAAUUAAACUACGCCUACGUUUUACCAUCUUUCCCACAUGACAUGAACGCACCAUUAGUGUCAAAAUCAGGACUUGAACCCGUUGCUCCCGACCCAGAAAACAAACAUCACCCAAAGGAGAAUUUAUCCCGACGUGCCCCAGACGGACAGCUUUUCACCAGAGGCUGCUCGGCUCUGACCCCCCCCCCCCCCCCCGAGGUGGACUUUGCUGUAACCAGGAAUAGAUUAGAGGCCCACAGGCCAAGUGAGACAUCCAUCACAGAAGCAGAGGGGGAUGCGUGCCCGUCGCCUGAGAGUCCAGAUGAUUCGUGACCGGAGGGAACAGAAGCUCAAGGUGUUCGGUGGAGGUUCAUUCAGGAAGCCAGACCGUGUAUCAGGUCAAAUGAGGUCACGCCUUUUCCUUUCUGCAGUUAUUUGGUGAAUGAAUAUCAAAACAAUACUUCUUUGUUGUUGUUGCAAAAAGCACACAUUUUAAGUCACAUUGUGGUCACUCCUGUCUCAAAAUGGUAUUGUGACCCACCCAUGAAUGAGAGAUUUCAUUUAACUUCACGCUAUGGUGCUGGGGGAAAGAGCACGUCCCCGCUGUAAGCGGUUCAACUGAAAGAAUUGCAGAUUUACUCUAUAAAAUGUGUAAAUAGCUUAUUUUUUUUCCUUUUGUAUAUUGCUCUCUUCAAUUGGAUAUACUAUAGAAGUCAAAUGGCGACUGAUAUAUAUUGUCUAUGGUCUAUUGGGUUAAAGGUUUUUAAAAAAAGGCUCUAAUCUCAAUAUAAGUAUUUGCUUACAGAUUGAAACAAUGUGCUGCAGAUAAACUUCAUAUUUAUUUGUGCCGUUUCUUCUUCUUCUUUGAAGUCUAUAAAUAAGAAAAGAAGCUGCUUUAAGAAAAACGGUGUGAGAUUUUGUGACCUCACUCGGCCGCACACUGCCAGAUGACGCCUCGUGUUUCUCCAUCGUCGCUCAGAACCCAUCAGCUUCACUCUUGAACAGAACUAAAUAUCUGUAAAGAUGUGGAAUCGUUUCCAUCUGGAACGCAGCUUCUCGGGUCGGUCAAGAAGUCGUGUGCAUACAUGCAGAGGUUUAUGAACGGGAGAAAAGCUUCUCAUGUUCGUCUGUCUUUCUUCAUUCAAACAUCUGCCAGGACUUUUGUGUACAUUCUUUUUUAAAUUUAUUAUUACGCCCAUCUGUACGGUUAUGAUCCCCUCCCUUCCUCCCUUGCUGCCAAUGUAAAUGUUUUGUACGACUACAUGGUUUGUAUAUGAGAAAGUGAAACUGCAUUAUUUAAAAACCGUGUCAAACACAAGAAACGCAAAUAUCGUCUUUGUUUUUUUGGGUCAUUUGUAAAAAGAAAAUAAAUUAACUGUGAUGGAACACGA
This is a messenger RNA of Pseudoliparis swirei, 6385 nucleotides long. RefSeq names its product E3 ubiquitin-protein ligase TRIM9. The record is from RefSeq and is a predicted model, not a curated record. The transcript is spliced from 11 exons. Lineage: Eukaryota; Metazoa; Chordata; Actinopteri; Perciformes; Liparidae. Gene Ontology annotation, molecular function: zinc ion binding; protein binding. The coding region runs from base 1 to 2127 and encodes 708 amino acids.